Carassius carassius (crucian carp) is the source of this 1339-nucleotide messenger RNA. RefSeq names its product cytokine receptor family member b4 (gene crfb4). Gene Ontology annotation, molecular function: protein binding. The transcript is spliced from 7 exons. NCBI's taxonomy places the organism in Eukaryota, Metazoa, Chordata, Actinopteri, Cypriniformes, Cyprinidae. The coding region runs from base 83 to 1144 and encodes 353 amino acids. The record is from RefSeq and is a predicted model, not a curated record.
UACGGUCAACGCGCACACUUCCAGUAAGAUCAGACUGUCUGUGAACUUUAUAAAGGUGCUCCUGCUCUUUUAGAGAAGAACCAUGAGCGCUUCGUCCUGUGUGUCCGGGCUCGUAUUGUUUUAUAUCUUCUGCGUCACAGCAGAGAAGGUCCCGGCCCCUGAGAAUGUGAGAAGGAUAUCUGUGAACAUGGGACUAGUUUUGGAAUGGGAUCCACCACAGAACAGCACGAAUACUCUCUUCAACUACACUGCUGAGAUUCAAGGAUGGAAUAAUUAUGAGCCAGUGUGUCUAGGCAGCUUGGCACUAAGCUGUGAUUUCACUGACAAAGUUUCCAUUUUUGGAUCCUACCAUCUUCGUGUUCGGGCAGAGCUACAUGGAGAAACUUCUGACUGGGUGGAAACUGAAAAUUUAUCAUUGGAUAAAAUAACUGAGAUAAGCGCUCCUCAUGUAGAACUGAGAAGCAGAAAAGGACAAACAGAAGUUGAGAUCACUGAUCCUCCUAUGAAAAAGAAGAAUUUGAGGGAUGUCUUUGGAAAUAUUUCCUACCUCAUUCGUUUCUGGAAAGUUGGAGAAACAAAAAAGGAAAAACUAAUAAGAGAGCAGAACAGAGUUGUGUUACCAAAACUGGAGCCUCUUGUAGACUACUGCGUCGAAGUAGAGAUUUUGUAUUUGGAGAAUAAAAGUCUGACCAGCAACAUCACCUGUUUAACCAACACCCCCAGCAAUGAAGUAGAGUCUUGGCUUAUCGCAGUUGUGCUCCUGGGCAGUUUUCUGGUAGUGUUAUUUGCCGUUGUCCUGAUCUUUCUGGCUGUGUGGUUUGGCUACAGAGGAUGCAGAAUUAUUUUCCCUGAUACUGACCUGCCAGAGGACCUAAAAAAAUUUUUGUCUCAACGGUCCCAGUCUUCAGUACUUUGGGCCAUGCAGGAGAGCAUGCCAGCGAAGGAGCACUGUUGUGAGCUGAGGAUAUUGCACAAGGAGCCAAUCAGUUCUCCGGACAAUCAGCAGAUAGAAGGACCAAUCAGGAUCCAGCCCAAUAAGAACGAGUGUUGUACAGGAGCUAAUGUAAAACAGAGCAGUGAGGAGCAAUCUCAAAUGAUCAUCACAACAGAACAGGAGCCCUUGCUUGCUGAAAUGAGACCGUAGUAAUCAAUGAUUAUUGAUCAUUUCUUUUGCCAACCUAAACAACUCUGUGAAAACAGAUCAACAAAAAGGACUGACAAUGUUUUUAUUUAAAUUUAUUCAAUCUUUAUUUUGAUGAACUGAUAUUGAUUCUUAAAUCCCAAGAAUCUCUCUCUCUCUCUCUCUCUCUCUAUAUAUAUAUAUAUAUAUAAAUGUGUG